UCCGUGGAGUCUUGCAUCAAAAGACUUCUUGAGCUUCUUAACUCAUACUAAUUGAAGCAUGUAAGCGAAUCUUGAACUACUGAGUGUUUCUUGGAUAGGGCCAGAGUAACUUCAUUUUUCCACUGUAAAUGAUGUUCAAGUCCUGCAAGAGGAUGAAUUGACUUGUGUGGUGGAGUUUGUGUAUCAUUUUUUGAAUUCGCAAAAGAUGAGUCCAGAAGAGACACUGAAUGCUGAGAAAUGCUAAGGAUUUUCCUUUUCAUUUUUUGGAAAUAGCAUUUGGCAUUCCUUCCACCCCAGUGCAUUUGCCGUCUAAAUAUAUGACUAAUGGAUAGCAUUGGAUCCUUGUGCUUCUGGCCAUUGCUAAAAUAUCAUUUGCCUUGAGCUUACAUGAUUUUUGAUACACAUGAUAUACUAAAUGGAAAUUUAUCUAAAAGAAAUUAAUAAAAUGAAGAAAAGAGACUACAUUUUAUCAUUUGAACCCCUCAAAAAAGUACAUUUUCUCCUUGCUGUUCAUCUCCAAUUUGAAUUAGUAUAUCUAGUUUGUUGAAAUACCAGGACUCCCUGAGCACUGCUUAGCUUCAACCAUUGCUAGCAUAUUCUUCCUUUCUGGGCAGUAAUUUAUAUAUAUAUAGAACCUAAGUUGGUGCAAUAUGUUUGCUCUAGUUUUUUGUGGAUAUUUCUGUAGUAGUAUUACCACUGAUUUUAUGGUUUCAUCACCUUGCCUUGGUUCCAAUUUGUUUGUCAAACAUGUUUUGGUCCAAGGAACAGUUAAUAUUUUUUCUUGAUGAUAUCCUCCUACCUCUUCCUUCUGGCACUUGAUACAUCUUGACAAAAACUGAAACUCCAACAUUUAGAAAGAAAAAUAACAAGUUUUUUCGUUACGGGUUUCUCAAAGUGUGAAGAUCGAUAUAACUUAUUAUGGCAUGUUCUGCAUAAAAGCAUCUCGGACGUCAUGAACUACUUAUUAUUUGGUUCAGUUCGCAUGUAGAUAACCUAAAGACAAUGUUCCUGCAUUAGCUUAGGUUUCUAGUCUGGUUCUGUUGGAAAAAUAUCUGAAAGGGUCAGUCUUUCUAUCUUUGGAAAAUACCUAAGGGGUCAAAUUGCUCAAAUCCAGACAAGAAAAGAACUGAAUGAUUAAAAUUUUAAGCACUACGAAGUAGCACUAGAUAACUGUAAGCAAAGAUAUUAGGGUUCACUGUGGCAUAAGUAGCACUAGAUAACAGUAAAGGAUAUUGUGUUCCACUACCGGGACACUUGGCUUAUACUGUUGAUUCAAAUAAAAACCAAAAAUGGUGUGUUGAUAUAUCUUUUGACUUUUUAUAUACUUUGUAGGGUGGAUCUUGACGAGAUCAUGUUCGUGUAAAGCCAUUGACAUGUUUCAACAAGAAGCAAUCAUAAUGUAUAUUACCAGCAAAGAGUGGGUACAGUAGUUGGGAUUUCCCCAUUCUUAACUAGAGGUCUUCGGUUUGAACGUGGAAAUGGAGUACCUUUUGGUAGGAAGUACUCUGCUCCUCUUUGUGUAUCUACCUAGAGUGAAUCAGGAUUAGUAGGUCGUUGGGCUAUGAAUACUGGAUGGUUAAAGGAAAAAAUUACAAUGAACAUCGCACAGAGCUGCGCGGCAUCUGCUCCAUUGCAGCUGCAUUAUUUUGAUGCGUACUUUUAGGCAGGGAAAAUCCAUCAACUUGUGCAGAUAGUAUUUGGCUUAUAGUUGUCUUGCAGCUGGUAUUUCUUCUGGUUUGUCUGAUAAUACUGAGACUUGUGGAUAUCUUGUGCAUUAGACGGUUACUUAUAAUCAUUUGGUUAUACUUGAUUUUGAUCAAUUAACCUACUUAUCUGGAUGAAAUUUCACUAUCAUCUGUGGAUCAUAUAUUGCCAGGAACACUUUAAUUUCUCCAUAGUCUCUAUAAUCUGAUUUUAACUCUUACUCAUUAAGACCUGGAUAUUCUUAGAAGGUCCUUCUAUAUGUAUGUAAUGUUUGCAAAAAAAUGGACUUAUGCUUUCACAUGAACAGAGUUAACACUCCAUGACUGAAGGCCUAAAUUAAGGUUAGACUUAAGAGUAGUCAUUAGGCUCUUACCAAAUAGAUGGAGCUAAAAACAAGAAUCUCUGUUAUGAUGAUUUGCUUUGCGCUUACACAAUAAGUUGCAUGUUGCGGAAGAGUAUUUGUGUGGAUGGGAAAGAACCUGCCUGCAAUAAGAGCAGCGAUGAGAUUUGAUUUCUGUAUAAAAGGUUAUGCUUACAAUGUAGAAUAUGAGCAUCCAGAAAAUCUGAUAUCUGGGAUAUGGAACCAAAAAUGGAAAUAGAGAAUCUCAUCACAUUUAACUUCAGUAUGCCAAUAGAGGAAAUUAGCAGGGUUCUGUUUACUAGUUCCAUGCCUCUUAAUGCAUGAAUAGUUGUUAGGAAAUAAUUGUGUGGCUCACUUUUGCUAAAGGAAAUGAAGGAUUCCAGCUCAAUACCUUAGAUAUGGAACAAAAGAAUAAGGAUUAAGAUAACGGACACGAAAGAAUGUCUAUUGUCCACCCCACCCCCUACUUUCCAUUGAAAAGAUCAAUGUGAUGUUACUGGUUAAAAGCACUGGUGUGACUUAUAACCAAUGUAGCUAUUCUCCUCUGUUGGUGGCCCUCAUAUCUUGCAAACAAAGUGGGAUAUUUCUUUUUUUGGCGCUUUUAAACUGUACAAGAAAGUAGAGAUUUGAUCCGCCCUUUUAGCUCUUUCAUGUGGAAAAAUCCUUGAAGCAUAUGGAUGCUUUCUUGGUCCACAUGAAUGGACCCUUUUGAAGGUGAAAAGUUUUAUCGUAGUUCCAGUCCUUCCGGAUCAUACACCCCGCUUUGUCACAAGGUGUACGUGUAAUACAUGAAAAUUAUACUGUGGAAUCACUCUCCUUGAUCUUGAUUUGCUUUCUAAACUAGUUUCUGUAAUAGAGUAUCGUGAGUAAUGCUCAAGUUAACUUAUUUCUUUAACAAUGUUGACAACAAUGUCAUUCCAUUAUACGCGAGCUUUUAUUCAGCCCAUUUCGAGUCAAUUUAUUGCUUAAAAACUAUUUCCUCUCCUCCCUCUAUGAGUUUGUGUGGUAAGGAAAAUACCUGGUCCCAUCAGGUAGUGUUAAAGAAUUUUGAAAUAGUGAACAGUUAAGGUAUUAUUAUAUGAAUAUGAUGAAUUGUUCUGUGUCCCCUUGUUGUACUCUGAAGAUGCCUGGAUAUAAGUUCUAAAAGCAGCAUUAGAUGCUUAGGUUACCAAGACAUAAAAAAUGCAUUAGAUGUUAUACUAUGCUGCAAGAAGGGGAAUCAUUUCUAUUUGACCCCCACCCACAAGAUGCUUGCUACACUAUCUUCUAUAUACCAAAAUGGAUUUUUUUUUUGGAUCAGUGGGUUGACUCCCAUUUUAAAUGUUCUAAACAUAAAUUAAUUUAUAGACCAGUGAAUUUAUUAAUAUGGUUACUUAUUCCCAAUCAGUUUGCUUAUGAUGGAAAGGAUCAGUCAAAAGUAAGGAAAUAGAGUAAACUGUAAUCUUUCAAACAAAGAAAAGGAAAAUGAUGGAGUUUAUGAUGUUAAACAAAAUGUCAACUUUUUCUGGUGGAAUAAAAGCAUUGAUGUGAUUGCAGGAAUUAAUCCCUUCUCCGUGUGCACUUUCUUUACUCCACUAAAGUUCAUGUGGAACUUUAAAUGUCUUAUCUCAUCUUCAUGUUUAAAAACAUGCUACGAUAAUUCAAAUAAGAGGCAGAUUAAGAGAAAGAAGUUAAAAGUAUUGACUGAAAGGGAAAUACUCAGAUGAAGAGCUAUGUGGAAUGGUACCCUAUUUUUAUUAUGUUGACAAUCGAUUUUGCUUUUGCUAUUAGUAACAUACUUCUCAAGAAGAUUAUACUGGACGGGAUGAACCAUUUGGUCUUCAUAACUUAUCGGCAGGCCAUUUCAACCAUUUUUUUAGCCCCAGUUGCCUUCUUUCUGGAAAAGAACACCAGACCAAAACUCACCCCUCAAAUCUUGUGCAACCUUUUUUUGAGUGCCAUUGUUGGGGCAUCUCUUACGCAAUACUUAUUCCUUCUUGGCAUGGAAUACACAUCUGCAACUUUCUCAUGUGCCUUUCUCAACAUGGUUCCUGUGAUCACAUUCCUUAUGGCAUUACCUUUUGGGUUAGAGACUAUCAACAUCAAACACGGAAGUGGAAUAGCCAAAGCGAUUGGUACACUAGUAUGUGUUGGAGGUGCCUUCUUACUGACUUUUUACAAAGGCAUCCCUUUGGUUCAUUUUUCAGACCAACCAUCUGUAUCUUCAUCCUCGGAAGGAGACAUUAGUUCCUCGAAAAUAAAGGAAAGAUGGAUCCUUGGUUCUCUGGCCAUGUUUGCUGGGACACUUUUGUGGUCUUCGUGGUUCCUUCUCCAAUCAUUUAUUGGAAAGAAAUAUCCAUGCAAGUACUCUAGCACUGUUAUUAUGACCUUCUUUAGCGCCAUACAAUCGGCUGUCUUGACUUUUUCCAUUGACAGAAGACUAUCCAUUUGGGUUCCGAAGGAAAAGAUAGAUAUGCUGAGUAUCCUCUAUGCUGGAUUAAUAGGUUCAGGAAUGUGCUAUGUGGGAAUGUCAUGGUGUGUCAAGAAGAGGGGUCCAGUCUUCACUGCAGCAUUCAGUCCUCUUGUCCAAGUUAUGGCAGCCUUGUUAGACGUUCCCAUUCUACACGAACAACUCCAUCUUGGAAGUGUAAUUGGAUCGGCUAUUGUAAUUGCUGGUUUAUACUUUCUGCUUUGGGGCAAGAACAGAGAAAUGCAAAAAGUUGUCCAUGAAACUGAAGAGAAAAAAGAGAAGGAGCUACCCUUCAAAGAUCUAGAAACCAAUUCUGAAUCCAGGAUCCCUUGAUGUCAACUUUAUCAAUAAGUACUUCAAUACGUCUUCCGAGUUUUCUUUGUUAACCUUAGCUUUUGUAAUAAAAAAACUGCGCUUUUAUCGUUCAUUUUUGUUCUUCAAGGAAAGAGCUUAUUAAAU
This is a messenger RNA of Solanum dulcamara, 4973 nucleotides long. RefSeq names its product WAT1-related protein At3g30340-like. The record is from RefSeq and is a predicted model, not a curated record. The transcript has 6 exons. Bases 3768 to 4847 code for a protein of 359 amino acids. Gene Ontology annotation, molecular function: transmembrane transporter activity. NCBI's taxonomy places the organism in Eukaryota, Viridiplantae, Streptophyta, Magnoliopsida, Solanales, Solanaceae. Gene Ontology annotation, cellular component: plasma membrane.